This is a messenger RNA of Podospora bellae-mahoneyi, 2390 nucleotides long. RefSeq lists its product as uncharacterized. Bases 527 to 2155 code for a protein of 542 amino acids. Lineage: Eukaryota; Fungi; Ascomycota; Sordariomycetes; Sordariales; Podosporaceae. The transcript is spliced from 2 exons. The record is from RefSeq and is a predicted model, not a curated record.
CGAUGCUCACUGCAUCUCCCGGGCCUCACAGCAGCAUUCUCGCCCUCUGCGCGCAUUUGUCCCCUUCCGGUGCAUCUGCAGACCCUGUCCCGUCAAUCUCACCAAUCUCACAUGUGCAAUGCCAUUGUCAGUGCUCUCCCUCUUCAGGCCAAGCGUCCUGCAGGUACCGCUCUCGAUACAAGGGUACCACACCCCCGUUAUCACCCCGACCCUAGCAGCCAUGCAGGCCAAGCCAACACGCCCUCCUUUCGGAAUAGCCUCUCUGGCCUUGGCGGACUCGCUUGAUGCACCGAUAUCACCCGACGUCGCGUUGUCAGUCAAAGCCCUGCAUCCCCUCACUGCUUAUCCCAAGGCUGCUUCCCACCUACUUGGGUCAUGCUCGUCACACUCCUUUCACUCGUUUGCUGCAGUUGUGUAGAACAGCACCGUCCACAUUUGGCAUCACUCCUUUGGCCAAAGUGCGGUUGUUUGGAAGAGGGAUGAUGGUAAAAGGUAGAAAAGACGACCGCGUCAACGACUCAUAGCAAUGCAUAUCCACGGUGGAAAUCACGUCGGGAGCCACGCUGGACACCACAAUCACUUACGUGCAAGGCAAGGAGGGUUUAACUGGGACUGGUGGUGCAAAUGGUAUCCAUGGGAUCCUCGAUGUUCUAGUCGGACAACAAAAGGUGGUGGUGGUGGAGGAGGAGGAGGAGGAUGGUUCAAUGGUAGACCAACAACGACCUCAAAACCUUCGCCGACACCCGCUCCAACGCCAAAAACCUCUCCAACACCAACCCCGGUACCGGCUCCGGCUCCGGCUCCGGCACCAGCGCCUGUUCAGUCGUCCCCAGCACCGACGCCAACAACAGCAAAGGCGGUAGCAAACAACCCAGCAACAACACCAGAACAGCAGCAGCCGGCAACGACACGGAGACCGGCGGAUGGGGGUGCAACAGAUAAAGUUAAUGAGGGCACACCAACAGCAACGGAUAGAGGCGGGGUUCAGGCAGGGGGAGGUCAACAAGACUCAUCAUCGCCAACCCUUGUCCCGCUCGUGGGGUCCGCUCCUCUAGACCCUACACCCGACGACCAGUUUCCGGGGGGGCAAGGUUCUUCAGGAGGUGGACAGGAUGGCGCGACUGCUGGCUUCGGCGGUUCAGCGGGUGGUGGACCGGGAUCAGGUUCAGGUUUGGGACCAGGAGGCAGCGUAGGAUCUGGAGGCAACGAGGGAAAUGGAGGACACAUCGUUCCUGGGUCGACGAACGGCACAAUUGACUCACCGGGGACGCCUAACAAUAAUGGUUUGUCAACAAAUGGUGGGCUGGGUGGCGGCGCCAUUGCUGGUAUCGUUGUUGGCUUGCUUGGUCUCCUUACCCUGGUUGCACUUCUUAUUUUUUUCCUUCGCAAGAAAAAGCCACAGGCCCUUCAAAGGGUAGUAGAGAAGUUCAAUGGCAGACCAGGAAGCUCCUAUCCCGUCAGCGCUCAUGGAGCUGAAGGUAUGGACAAGACCUUAAUCGCAGGAGGUGCUGGUGGCUCCGUGUCGGCCGCCGGAGCCGCGAGACGUAACUCUCAACGGCAGGAUCAGCUACCGAUGCAGCAACCCACGAACGCCCCAACACUGCACCCUGUGAACACCAACCUGCGCGCCAACCGGGUAUCAUCACCCACCAGAGAGUCGACGAGAAACAGCAACGCCUUCACUCCAUCGCCCGUCUCUCCCCUCUCACCUGCCAUGCCCGCCAGCGUGCUUGGCUCAGCUCCUCUUCCCUCGGCGUAUCCCGUCCGCUCUCAGUACUACCAAGCUCCUCCUUCCAAACCAGGCCCCCUUACUCAAGCAGGCUAUCCCGGAAGUUCACAAUACGUCCCCCCAUCCAACGCCGGAGGAGGCCUUCACGUAGCCCACGCAGCAUCGGGCGCGCAUAUGAACCGAGCCAGCAGCGUCAGCAGCGUCAGCACCACCAGUGCUUUGAGCGCCAUCCUCAACCCGGCACAGAUGGUAUGGCCUAUGCCACCACCUCCCACGCCGCCAGUCAGCGUGCCAGACACACCUCCCGCGACGACUCGUAAUAACAGGCCGCAAUAUGUUGAUCUUUCGGCGCCUGGACAAACGGUGGUAAGAAUCAACAAGCCCCCGAGUGUGAGAAGACCAAGGAGACAGAACUCGAACUAUUGAUGUUGUAUGUGGCGCCGUACUCGUCCUUUUCCAAUUCACCAACUAUACUCCUUUUGUUUUUGCACCGAGUUGUCCCGGUAGCAUCGCUGUGCCAACAACGUCAUGUAUACCACACUAUCUGAGCGUAGUUUAGAUUCAUAAUGCCGUGCCCUGGCACCAUCGCCCCAACUGAAGAAAUUGUUUUGAAGUUGUGGAAAUGACCACCUACCCAAUAUAUCCGGCUGCACCUCACCAC